Molecule: messenger RNA, 648 nt
Organism: Aspergillus heteromorphus CBS 117.55
Lineage: Eukaryota; Fungi; Ascomycota; Eurotiomycetes; Eurotiales; Aspergillaceae
Exons: 1
Coding region: 1-648 (215 amino acids)
Source: RefSeq, a predicted model, not a curated record
AUGGUCCAGUUCCGCAAAAUCGUGUGUGGCGCUCUCGCAUGCCUGCUUGUUGCUCCAUGCCACGCUGCAGACAAUGACACGUAUGUGAUCACCACCAGCCCGAUCUACGACACGUGGGAAGACGACACCGGGGCGGUCAACAACAUGACUCUCAUCCUGGGGGUCAUCAACGCCGACUAUGCUUGCAACUGGACGAGCGACGGCACCCUCGCCAGCACCAGCACCAGCACCGACACGGUGUCGCUGGAAAAGCGCAAGAUGAUCACAAUCACCAGUGUUGUCACCACUGUGAAAUUCGCCGCCGACAUCAUUUCCAUCGCCAAGGCGGUGGAGAGCAUUUACGAGUACAUCGGUGGUAUCAUCUGGGUUAAGUCUGAUAUCGACACCUGCACCCUGACGUAUGGCACGGAUAUGAGUGGCGAUUACUACUAUGGGUAUGCGUAUAAGGCGACCACGACAGACAAGAACUGCGACACCACCGCGGAGAAGAAGACCAUUAUUACCGCCGUGGAGAACUGUGCCAAAAAGUUGAAUAAAAAGGGCGCCACCGUGGGCUGCUGUGCUUUUAGCCAUGGGGGAACUUGGUCCGGACAUCUGAGACUAAGUGCUGAUCCGUCGUUGUAUCCCGUACGUACUGUUGAUUGUUGA